This is a messenger RNA of Dinoponera quadriceps, 4751 nucleotides long. RefSeq names its product protein krueppel-like (gene Kr). Gene Ontology annotation, biological process: regulation of transcription by RNA polymerase II. Bases 3017 to 4504 code for a protein of 495 amino acids. Gene Ontology annotation, molecular function: RNA polymerase II cis-regulatory region sequence-specific DNA binding; DNA-binding transcription factor activity, RNA polymerase II-specific. The record is from RefSeq and is a predicted model, not a curated record. The transcript is spliced from 3 exons. NCBI's taxonomy places the organism in Eukaryota, Metazoa, Arthropoda, Insecta, Hymenoptera, Formicidae. Gene Ontology annotation, cellular component: nucleus.
CGCGUUCGGGGUUGCGUUCUGAGGGUAGUGCCGAGCGGCCGGAGAAGGGAACGGUCUCGCGUGGGGGGAAGAUCGUAAAGGGUGGGGAUUGUUGACUACCUCUGCUCGGUUGGACUGUCAGUUAGUAUUGGGUUAGGUCAGCCCAUGGAAGCAUCGUUGAUUCGUUAUGCCUAUCAUCUUUCCGUUCGGGGUUGCUUGUAGAUUAGAAUAGUAAAAAAUUGUUAAAAAAUCGCAACCCAGAGCGAGAUAAUCCCUGUCGACGUUACGAUUCGCCGGCUGAGAGAAAGAGAGCGCGCGGAUCACCCUCGCGCGUGGAGCGCGCUCGCUUGUUUCUUCCGACGGGGAAACGAAAACAAUCGAAGACAGCGGUCGCGACGCGGCUUUUGUUUUAUCCGCGUCGUUAAUGUAGUGCUGUUCCGCGUCUUUCUUCCCUUUCCGUCGCGGAAGUGAGUGUGCCGGAGCGGAGGAAGUGCAUGGAGUGUGAUUGUGAGGAAAGUUGGCAUCACGGAUCUCAUAAUGGCACUCUCUUACCUACAAGACUCGCAAAUUGACACAGGUACGAUCCGUGCACGUUGGCUGGUAUACUCAGGGUUGACCGCAUGUCACCUAGGAGAGAGGCAGAUUAUUUUAUUUUAUCCCGAUAAGAUCUCAUUUCUAUACGUGUUUUCGUAGUGUGACGUGAAUGAUCUCGCGUUAACGUCAAAACUGUUCUUUCUGCUCUCUUUCGUCUUAUUUUCAGCCUGCUCUCGCAUCUUCUGCAUGAUUACCGAAUCUCGAGGUACAGUCGCGACACGAAUAAGUACGUUUCGCUCGCAAACAACUGUGUGGCUCGGAUUUACGAUCGCUCGUGUCUCUCUGACCGUUAUUAUUUCUGACAAAAUGGAGAAAGUAAUCGAGGAGGAGGAAUUCUGAUACCAACCGACUUCCAUUGAUGUCUUCUUCUUUUUGCUCUUUCAUAUUCUUGGCCAAUAAUCUUUCGGAUAUUGGCCUCCAGUGAAAGCGAAAACGUAAGUGGUGCGUCGGCGCUUUGAGGAAUAACCGUGAAAAAAUGAGAGGGGGGAACUGUGUGUGUGUGUGUAAAGUGCAAAUGCACAAAUAUAUAUGUAUAUAAAGAGAGAGAGAGAGAGAGAUGGAAGGCGAGAAGAGAACGAUUUCGUAGUUUCUUAAGAGCAGCGCGACUACUGGCGCCUCGCCAGGGUCUAAAAGCGCUCGCGGCGACACAACGCAUGUACGUUGUGACACAUUGUAAACAUCGAUAAGACCCAGGGAGAGUAGCGAAAUCGGCCGCCUGAGGAUACGCAAGGGGAAUAGUCGGGAGAAUGAGAUUCGCCGAGAGGUUUCGCGAGAGACUCGCGAUGCGCGUAUCCAAAAAUAAUCGCCGCGAUUGCUUCGGCACGCCUCUCGUGUAUCUUCUUCGUAAACGCGCUUUUCUCGAGCCGAUCUUCCCGCUCCUCGCAAUCGACUCGUGAUUUCGUAUAUUGUAUUGCAACAGUUGCGGCAAUACUUAGGCCGGUAUUCAUAGUCAGAUCUUAUACUUAAGAUCGUCCUGAGUUCAUCUUCAGGUGUUGUACGGAUCGUUUUAUUGACUACAUUCGAAGAUGAACCUAAGUUGGUUUUAAAUGUAAGAUGAUUAUGAAUGAACCAGCUUAGAGCGAAGCGAUACACUGUAAUGUGUUUAUGUACGAUAUACGAAAUUUCCUUUAAUAAAGCGAAGCUUGUAUCGAAACAACAGGUAAAAUCCUUGUCCCUGUGCCCUUUGACCGGUCAGAUCAAACCGCAUCUUUAUCAUUACGAAAUCUACCGUAUAGUCACCGCUAAGUAUCAGUCAGUGAGAUGUAUCUCGAACUUAUUCGUAAACCCUUUUCACUCAACUUUUACCCUUCACAGUAUGACGUCCAGUUUUGAACAGUCUAGCCACUCUCCGAGCGCUCGAACAUAAGUGCACUUUAAACCAGGGCGGUCUAGUUGCCGAUAGAGCUGCCGUAAGAUAAGACUACAAGGUGGAAGGCUCGAGGUAGAACUACAAGGGUUGCGCCCAAUUAUAGGGUAGACACAGGCAGCAGGGGCGGUGCUCUUCGCGUCGCGUUGCCAAGAAACGACGAUAGUAGGCUGUGAGGAUCCUGGUCGCCGUUGAGGGAAUUUUCGGGCGGAGGGAAGAAAGGGGGAAAAAGCAAGGCGGAAGAAACGUCGUGGCGCGCGCCCUUAUUGAUUCAACGACGCUGUCUCCUCUUUAAAUAGUCCGUUAAUUAGCGAACAGCGGCCAAGUGUCGGUCAUCGUUCCCUUACGCCCGAUUCCACCUCGUCGGAAACGCCUCCACCUAGUUUGCUUCAGACACAUAUUAUAAUUUCUCAGAUUUCAGUGUAAUCGCAUCGAAUAUCUUGAGAUCGCAGGAAUGAGCAUGUUGAUACGCCGUGUAGACAGUUUUCGUAAGAAAAAAGAAAAGAAAUUAGAGAACUUGAAGCAAUCCGUGUUUCGAUUUUCGUUCAAAUUGGCUCGCAUACGUAACGUGAAACGGUAAAAUUUGGAAACGUCCAAGCUACCGAAUAUAAAGUGAAUCGUAAUCGAAUCUCGUGGUCGCGCGCGACAAAUCGGAAAGAACCAAGUCACGCGUUAAUGACUGCCGCCUCCCCGUUGAUUUUCAACGCGACGUCGAUUUUCUUCGAGGGCUUGCGCGCCGAUAAAGUCGUUGGCCUCAAGUCGAAGAGGCGGUACGCCGGAGAACGCGUAGGUGGAGAUAGCCAAGUCUUAUGAAUGAACUCUCGUGUACGAGAGUGUGAGUGAAUGGAGGAGGAUCCAGGGAAUCUCACGUGUGAGCGACGUGUGUGGGAGGAGGGCACGUGGUAGGGAAGAGAGAAACAGAGGAAAAGAGCGAGAAGGGGGGAGGGGGGAGACGAAUAGGGUAAAGAAGCGCGAUGAGAAAUUCUCAUAAAAUUCGCCGUUUGAUCUGCCGAUAUUCCGUCCUCGUAACUGACUAUAUAACUGAUAAUAUUUCAGCGUGUUUUAUCCAACACUAUAAUGGGACAGUGUUUGGGUCUUCUAAGUGGCCAGCCUCUCACUAUGAAGCCGGACUCGGAGAAGAAACCGCUCAUAAACAAAGGCAAGAAAGCGUCUCAAACGUUAUUCCCUGCAAUUGGCUCACCUUCACCUACGAGCUUAUUGCUGACCCAGCAGCAGCUACUCGUCGCCAGUCGAACUGCAGCGUUUAUGGCUGCAGGUUUACCGGUAUCGCUACACACUAAUCCGUCGCUCUAUCAUCAUCAUUCUCACAUCUUCGCUAAUUGGGUGCCGUCAUCACCCUCGUCGCCUACCACCCUUCAGCACCCAUCGACACCGCAGGCAUCGCCGACCGUAGGGACGAGGAGCAGCACUCAGCACAAUCCACCCAGUACUAUUACUAGUAACAGCAACAAUAACAACAAAAACACCAACAAUAACAAUAUGGUGAACGAGAGCGACAGGACUGGCAAAAAGAAUCAGACCACCAAGAGGAAAUCCGCUAAAUCGAAAACGGACACAGCGCCACCACCUCCUGCAGAGGCCGCGACCUCGGCCAGUCCAGUUCCUACGAUCAGCCCUGAGGCGGGAAGGGACAGCAAAGACAAGGUGUUCACCUGUGGAGUGUGCUCGCGAUCGUUCGGUUACAAACACGUGCUGCAGAAUCAUGAACGCACGCACACCGGCGAGAAGCCGUUCGAGUGUCAGGAAUGCCAUAAGAGAUUUACCCGGGACCAUCAUCUGAAGACACACAUGCGACUUCACACGGGUGAAAAACCGUACCAUUGCAACCACUGCGACCGACAGUUCGUUCAAGUAGCGAAUCUCCGUCGUCAUCUGCGAGUGCACACUGGCGAGCGUCCGUACACUUGCGAAGUGUGCGGGGCCAAGUUCAGCGACUCGAACCAACUGAAGGCGCACGCGCUGAUACACAGGGGCUUGAAACCUUUUGAAUGUAGUACUUGCCAGGUACGAUUCAGAAGGCGACAUCACCUGAUGCAUCACAAGUGCGGCACAGGCCACCCGUCUCAAGCUGAAUCACGACCGCAAGCUGACUCGCAGUCGAACACGAGCGAGGAUCCGGAGGAUAUUAUCGAGACCGACACGCAAUCGGAUGACACAGACAGUACCGCGCACAGCGCCAAAAAAGUCAAGGGAGAGAGCCAGCAGAAGUCGCCGAGUCUAACGGUGGGUCAGCCCUCGGUACCGCUCGAUCUAUCCGGGAUCAAUCUGAUUCCCGUCAAUCUGCCCGAGCAAACGGAGCCCGAGGACUUGUCUAUGUCCGCUCGCCGAUUAAACACGGCUUCCAGCAGCAGCAGCAACAACAACAGCGGCUCCUCAACUACUCAGAGCAAUCCCAGCAGUGAUGCUGUCAAAGAGGACGAUGAAACGCGUGACAUCUCCGCUACCAGGUCCAGCGGUCUGUUCUCACGACAGCUACGGCGCAAAGGCAGCCGUCGUCAGGACAUGAACGCGCCCGGCAGCUCCAAGGACGAUCUCGCGUCCUAGUGGGAUCUUAUUGGUACGUAGAGAAAAGUACCCUCUUGUCCCCGAUGUCGGGCGGCAUCCUUCUGCUCGAAACGAGCAUUGUCGCGAGUCUUGUCGGCUGACGAAGAAGAAUGCGAGCGUCAAAGCGUGACAUACCGAUUGUCGUACGCUCCAAUUUCUACCUCGAGUCAAACUGGAUCAGCCAUGCGUCCGCUCGCACUGAUUCACCGAUAGGUCUCUAUAUCGAUUCACGGUCAUUAUAUUGUUA